CCAUGACCCCCGCAGCUCUCCCUGGCAGGCUCGUCGCCGCAGCCCCCCAGACCCGGCCGCUGCCGCCGCCUGCGCCUCGGCGGGCCCCACGGUGACCCCAUCAGGAAGCGGGUGCAGAAGGGCGACCAUGGGGAUGAAACAGUCCUGCCUGAAAGGUCUGAGUGCAUGUAUGGACAGUGAUGGCCAGGAUGAGGCGCCUGUGCUGGGUGACAAAAACCUGCCACUGCCCCAGAUAAUCAUCACGCCCCCCACCCCCACGGUCCUCACGGUGCUACACAAGGACAACUGGCAACGCACAGCAUGGAUGGACAAGGCGGGGUCUGCCGAAAACAAAAAUGAAGACGCUGACAAUGCCUAAGGAGGCUGGACGGAACCAGGCACUGACAGUGCCCACUGCUGUGCCCGCCGCACUGGGAGCAGA
This is a messenger RNA of Suncus etruscus (white-toothed pygmy shrew), 421 nucleotides long. It is a transcript of the gene CLMB, whose product is annotated as chromosome 14 C16orf74 homolog. The record is from RefSeq and is a predicted model, not a curated record. The transcript has 4 exons. Bases 128 to 358 code for a protein of 76 amino acids. Lineage: Eukaryota; Metazoa; Chordata; Mammalia; Eulipotyphla; Soricidae.